UCCGUAGCAGGUGACUCCCAUUGCACCCUGCCAGCAGCGGAGGAGCUAAGCGCAGCUAUCCGCCAUAGCAACAGUUAGCAGUAAGUGCACCGAGUGUGUACGAGCCUUCACUUACUACUAUACACAAUGAAGAAAUUAAGAAGACCCAAAUCCUGACAUCCACACUGUGGUCAGUGACGGUCUGUGGUGGUGUCAGUGACUGACAUGGACGCAAGUGACAACAAGGAUGUGAAACUGUCAGCAGAAGUGGAACCAUUCAUCCCACAGAAGAAAGGUCUUGAAGGGUCCCUUGUUGGUAUGAGUCUUUCCGGAGAAGCAGCUGGUGGAGGAGGAGGCGGCGGCGGAGGGGUGGAAACCACUCCCAUACCCAGCUAUCUCAUCACCUGUUACCCUUUCGUCCAAGAGAACCAACCCAACAGGCAGCAUCCUGUGUAUAAUGGAGGGGAUCUGCGAUGGCAGCAACCAAACCCCAGUCCUGGUGGUCCGUACCUGGCUUACCCAAUCUUGUCUUCCCCCCAGCCUCCUGUGUCCAGUGACUACACUUACUAUCAGAUUAUGCCUGCUCCGUGCCCACCUGUUAUGGGCUUCUACCAGCCCUUCCCUGGCACCUACACAGGACCUGUGCAGGCUGGGAUGGUCAGUCCUGUUUCCGCAGAUGUUGGUGAAAGGCCUAUGCCACUUGGUCCUGCAUAUGGAUUGGCAAAUCAAAGAGGGAGGGGAAUGAUCCGACCAAAUGCUGUUCCAAAGCAGCAGUUGAGUGUGUGCCAGCCUCCAAGGGGUCGCCGGCCCCCAACAAGGAGUGUUGCUGUGCAGAAGGAGGUGUGCACAGUGGGACCUGAUGGAAGGACCAAGACAGUCAUGCUGGUAGACGCAGCACAGCAGACGGAUUUCUCCAGUGACGUGUCAGUGCGGUGUUCUAAUGACCGGCUUAGCCCCCUGCUGUGGAAGAAUCGAACAAAGAGAAGAAGGGCGUCUCAUCCAGCAGAAAACUACAAUGAGCAGGGUGCCAGUGAGGCAGAUAUAGACAGUGAUAGUGGCUACUGUAGCCCCAAACACAACCAGGCAGCAGGACUAACGCCACGUUCAGCAGAACCCACGGCAGCAACUGUGGGAAUUGAGACUGGCGUAAUGACUGCAGGGUCCUGGGUGAGUGUCGCUUCACAAGCUACCCAGAAGUCCUGGGGAGACAGAAACGGCCAGUUCCACAGAGGUGACCACAGGAAGAACCCAGAACAGAGAAACUUCUCACAGGAGUUUCAUAGUGGUUAUCCAGGGCGUGCUCAACCCAACCUGAAUCUCAAGUCAAACCAAGCGGAACAAAGGCCAGCGGUGAUGUUUGGCACUGAGCUCACACCAGAGCCUCUGUACUUUGAGGAUGAAGAUGAGUUUCCAGAUCUGGCAGCUGGAGCUGCUGCUCAACGUAAUGGUAAACAAGAUUCUACCCCAGUACAGACACAGACACAACCUAAACUCCCCAAAACCCUGUUGGAAAACCUACCAGAAAACUCACCCAUCAGCAUAGUACAGACACCUAUCCCUAUCACGACCUCUGUUCCUAAGAGGGCCAAGAGCCAGAGGAAGAAGGCCCUGGCUGCUGCCUUGGCUACUGCACAGGAGUAUUCUGAAAUCAGCAUGGAACAAAAGAAGUUACAGGAGGCACUUACCAAAGCAGCAGGGAAGAAGAGUAAAACUGAUGUUGAGCUGGACCUGGGAGACAUGCUGGCUGCUCUGGAGAAACAGCAACAGGCCCUUAAGGCCAAGCAGCUCACGAACACCAAACCUCUGUCUUUUACAGUUGGUACAACUGCUCCAUUCUGUGGUUCACGUUUGACUGAGGUGCCGUCCGUGUUGAAGGGUCAUCAGCAGCCGUAUUCGUUCCCACACAACAUCCUGGAUUCCACUGCACCCCGUAUCAAGAAGGGAAAGGAGAGAGAGAUUCCCAAAGUCAAACGGCCAACAGCCCUUAAAAAGAUCAUUUUAAAGGAACGUGAGGGGAAGAAGGGAAAGACGAGUGCAGAACAAGAGUCUUCAGCACAGGAGGAACAUGACGAGGAAUGUCUUGAGUUUUCUGAUGAUCUUGCACGUGAGCCCGCCUCUCAAGAAGAGAAUGGUCUGAGUGUGCCAAGUGAUGCAUCCCUUUCUCCGGCCAGUCAGAACUCGCCGUGUAGCAUCACACCAGUGUCACAGGGUUCCCCGGCUAGCUCUGGUAUCGGAAGCCCCAUGGCUUCAAAUGCCAUCACCAAGAUCCACAGCAGGCGUUUCAGAGAGUACUGUAAUCAAGUACUAAGCAAAGAAAUCGAUGAGGGCGUAACUCUGCUGUUACAGGAGCUGGUUCGCUUCCAAGAACGGGUCUACCAGAAAGAUCCCACCAAGGCCAAGUCCAAACGCAGACUGGUCAUGGGUCUCAGAGAGGUCACCAAGCACAUGAAGUUGCAUAAGAUAAAGUGUGUCAUCAUCUCGCCAAACUGUGAGAAGAUCCAGGCCAAAGGUGGUUUGGACGAAGCUUUGUACAACGUCAUUGCCAUGGCGAGGGAGCAGGAGAUACCGUUUGUCUUUGCCCUGGGAAGAAAGGCUUUGGGACGCUGUGUAAACAAACUAGUACCAGUUAGUGUCGUUGGAAUCUUCAACUUUUCUGGAGCUGAGGGUCUGUUCAAUCAUUUGGUGUCUCUGACUGAAGAGGCCCGGAAAGCCUACAAGGACAUGGUGUCGGCACUGGAGCAGGAGCAAGCUGAGGAGGCACUGAAGAAUGUUAAGAAAGUGGCACAUCACAUGGGUCAUUCUCGCAACCUCUCCGCAGCGUCUGCCAUCUCGUUUUGCUCUGCCACCUCUGAGCCAAUCUCAGAGGUCAAUGAAAAGGAGUAUGAGACCAACUGGAGAAGUAUGGUGGAGAUGUCAGACGCCCCGGAUCCUGCAGAGGCAGAGCCACGUCGUCCUGCACCUUCCACCGCCUCGCAGAGAGACGGCCAGGCUCUGAUACCCCCCAGCGGCGCUCCCCCCAGCUCCUCCGCUCACAGGAGCGGGCCGCUGUCGCUGGGCGAGAAAGACGAGGUCCGCGUUGACGACCGGCUGGAGCUGGCCUCUCAGCAGAGCACAGAGACGGGCUCUCUGGAUGGGAGCUGUCGGGGCCCGCUGAACUCCUCCAUUACCUCCACCACCUCCACCCUGGUCCCCGGGAUGUUGGAGGAAGCAGCAGAGGAAGAUGAGGAGGAAGAGGACUACAACCCCAAACCGCUUUCUGUGGAGGUGCCCACCCUCAGCAGCCGCAUCGAAACCUGGGUGUCCAAAACCCUGGAGAACCUGCAGCUGGGAAAGAGCCAGGACUGUACGGAAGAAGAAGAGGAGGAGGAGGAGGAGGACGACGACGAAGAGGAGGGAGGACAGAGUGAGGAGGAGGAGGAGGAAGAGGAGGAGGAGCUUGAUUCAGCGGACAUCACAGAGACGAGGAUAGAGAGCGAAGAGAAGGUGGAGGAUGCAAAGAUCGCAGGCUGAUGUCACUUCCUCUUUCUCUUCAGACUAACACUCAUUCAUUCUUUCAUGGCUUUCAUAAGAACCAGCGUCUUUCCCCGCCCCCUCUCCCCACUGUGCCCCGCCCCUUUCUAACCAAUUACCCUACAUGAUCUCAGGUAUCCAACAAAAUGACCGCAUACCACGGUGUCAUAUUACAGAGAACCGGAACUUACAGUCUGAGGGCUGACGUUCUUACAAACACACACUAAGCUCAAAUUAAAAGGGCGUCUUAAUUCUUCAGCCCUUGACUUGUUUACACUUGAACUUAGAGCUGCGUUUGAACCCUGCCCACCUGUCAGGGGGAACUCCUCUGGAGUCCAAGGCACAGUGCUUGUGGAGGAGAAAGAGCAGCGCCUAUCUGUGGAAGCCUGUUUCUGCCAGCCCAAAUCUUUAGUAGUAAUUAGCAGAUGGCUUAAUGUCGGUUAUGGAGUAGGUGUUGCCGAUGUCCACAUUGCCUGCAUGUUUUCUUUCUUAUGCGUGUAAUGAGGUUUGGACCCAAGGGUGAAAAUACCAUCAUGAUAUCAAACGCCUGAAGUCUUAAUGCUGCGUCACUUGUGAUCAACACCAAAGGCAUUAAUGUUAAAAAGUAAAACUGCCAUAAUGAAAGUCAUUAGUAGCUAUAGAAAGCUGUGUGGACCAUGAAGUGAAACUCGUGAGGGCCUGCAUCACUCCCUUUAUAAAUACAUGCAUGGGCCGUGAAACUAUUUAGGAACGAUAGAAUGAUUCAGUGCAAUCCAAAACUAUUCUUUUAAUGUAGACAUUCAUUUCCUGUGAAAAUUUCAAACAAGCCAAAAUUAGAAUUACUUGCCUUUUUAAAUUAAAUGCACAUUUAUUCCAUGGGGGGGGGCAUCCUCCUUCAGAUUUGACUAGUGUAUACGUUGAUACAUAGUCAAACUUUUCACCACAUUCAGUAGCAGAAACCACAACUUGAACAGAGCCCAGAAGAACAAGCUAGUUGCUGUUAGCAUAGCGUAACCUUCCCAUUCUGAACUGAUAUGACCUCAUUAACAAAAUGUGAACUGAACAUAAAGCUCAAACGGGUACAUUUAUCCCUUUUGCCGCCUACCACUAUCAGACAUGUUGGCUUUUGUUUUUACAUCGCAGAGUUAAUGUUCCUCUGGUCAGUCUCAUUCUGGAAGUCUGACAUCUGGGCCAGUGGUCAUGUGACCUGCAUAACAACACCGCUGCCAUAUUUGACUUGGUGAAAUUGGAGUGAAGUGCACUUUGUGUAUUGUAGCAGUCCUGAUGCUGUAAAUAUGCCAAAAGGGUGUUGUGUAGCUGUACAGCCAGUUCAAAAAAAUACAUGGGCCUAAAGUUCAGCAUUAUACCGUAAUCUGAUUAAAGGAGAGAGAAAAUGGCUGAGGGCGAUAAACAGGUAUAACGUGAAGGCUUAGGGUGAUCCUCUACAGUAUGCUAAAAAUAAAAAUGUGACUUUAAGGAGCUUCCUGACAAAAUUGUUCAUCUUGAUGAGAAAAUGUUUUGGACAAAAUUUUAUUUCGAUACGACUAUUCUAACCACUGCCGCACACGAGGUGGAAAUUGCAAUGCUUGAGCAUAUAAAGCCCCGGUCACACGGCAAUUGACUGAAUGAAGGAAAAAAGUCCCAAACUCACAAAUCGUUGAGAAAAAGUGGACGAAUGAGCCAGCACUUCUCCCAUCGCCGAAAACCUGAGUGCAGGGAGUAUAAAAGACCAAAACUAACAAAAGAAAAACGAAGCAAACAGUGACCUUGACGCUGUGAUCAUUUCUGCAGCGAGUAUGUACUCUCCAUAGCCACCUGCAGCUGUGUUCUCUUGACAACAGGUUUGCCUUCACUACGUGUGCGCACAUGCACGUUGCAGCCACAGAAGGCUAGAACGUGCGUAAAUAGUUAAAGUAGUUGAUCAAACGUCCUUGUCGCUGUUAUUUCUGUAUGAAAACGUUGCUUUUCGUCCCACACGUGGACAGGUCACAUUCAGCUUGUUGGAUGUUUAGUUAUUGAUCUGUUCAGAUAUCAUCAGUGUUCAUGCAAGACAGCAGACUUGGGAGGUUGGAUGACAGUCAAACGGAACGCUGACAUAAGUGAACAAUGCAAACGAUGAGGAACCGUCAAGACAGAAAGCAAAACAGAAUACGGAUGAAUUGAGGCCGUUAUCAGGAAUCAUUCACAUUUUUGAUGAAGCACUAGCUACAGAAACAAAGGUGGAUGACGGUUAAACAAUGUCUCCGAAAGUAAACGCAAGUACAAAUUUCUUGUUUCAUUUUGGCUUUGGUGUCCUUCAUUAGUGUCGUGUGACCGGGGCUUUAGUGCAAACUAGCGAUAGUAAUGUACCUGAUCACUAUGAAAUACAAAUUGAAAUCACAAUCCUUUCUCCUUUAACUGACCAUACAGGAGAGAGAACAAAGUAUUACAUGUCACUGUCCACCUAUUUGGUGAAAAUAAACAGUCAUGGGGAGUGGCGUUUGGUUCCGAUUUUCUUUGCCUCUACGAACUGACGCCGAUGCCACUCAACAUCUUGCAGUAGGUAUUUUUGCUGCUGUUCAUCCUUCAUUAGGAUUUGAUUGUAAGUGCAGCUCCUCACUCAGCAAAAUCAUUGACAGCAACAACAUUAUCCAGGACCUGCUGAUGACAGGUCGUCCUCCCACUCUGACGGGUCCCUAAUGAGGAAGUCCAUGUUGAUGUUGAAUGCCUCAAAAAUGUGAUGUGAGGAAGAUGGAACAAAAUCUGCCACUAAUUAACUAAUGUAUCCAGUCCAUAACUCAAAAUGUCAUUCGGACAUCACAGAAAACGGGCCGCGCAUUUGUGGUUAAUAUUUUUCAAAUCUCAUGAAAAUUCACCCAAUUUAUUUUUACCCCUAAAGGAACCCAAAAAAAAGCACCUCCUUGAACAAGUUGAAGUUUGUUUUUCGGGACCACCCUAAUGAAGGCUGUAUACACGCAUCAUAUCCUUAAACGUAAAACAAUUUUACAAAUAUUAUUGAUGUCAAUAAAUGACGUACUUAUGUGGAGACAUGAUGAAGUAAUUGUAAAAAUCUAGUAUUCCACAUGUGGCCGUUGUGAAGGAUUGUUCACUCACACGCCUGCUGGCAGCUUAUAAGUAUGGGCCAUUAUUGUAGCAAAAAUAUUUGCA
Thalassophryne amazonica is the source of this 6615-nucleotide messenger RNA. RefSeq names its product SECIS binding protein 2-like (gene secisbp2l). Gene Ontology annotation, biological process: selenocysteine incorporation. The coding region runs from base 205 to 3489 and encodes 1094 amino acids. The transcript is spliced from 17 exons. Lineage: Eukaryota; Metazoa; Chordata; Actinopteri; Batrachoidiformes; Batrachoididae. The record is from RefSeq and is a predicted model, not a curated record. Gene Ontology annotation, molecular function: mRNA 3'-UTR binding; selenocysteine insertion sequence binding; ribonucleoprotein complex binding. Gene Ontology annotation, cellular component: ribonucleoprotein complex.